Messenger RNA from Ostrea edulis (European flat oyster), 3490 nucleotides. RefSeq lists its product as uncharacterized. The record is from RefSeq and is a predicted model, not a curated record. Bases 1 to 1713 code for a protein of 570 amino acids. Lineage: Eukaryota; Metazoa; Mollusca; Bivalvia; Ostreida; Ostreidae. The transcript has 6 exons.
AUGGUCCUCGGGAGAUGGUUGCAUGUAAGAAGUUCAUCAUCCACUGCAGACCACUGCUGUUUAUUUGCACUGAGUGAGCAGAGUGGAGCAUUCUCAAAGGAGUGUGCUGAUCAUGAUCAUACUGACAUUUGCGGACACUGUAGUUUCUUGAAUGAGACUUUAUCUCACAUAUCCCAGAAGACAGCAGAGAAAUAUUGGGAUAACCCUGAAGCGUUUUGUUUCAAAGUGGAUAAAGCUGUUUCGGAUAUUUAUGAAUGGAAGCGUCAUAUUUUACGUUCAAAAAACCAAGAGAGGGCCAGACAGGAUAUCCUCAAUUCCAUCACAGAGGGAGAAGUAUUCAUUAUUGCGGACUGGGCCAUGAAAUUCCUGCCAAGAAAGUACAGAGAAGGACAGACUGAUUGGUUUGCAAAACGUGGAAUAAAUUGGCACAUUGCAUUCACUGUGUACAAUAAGGGAGGGAGCUUAAAACAUCUGACUCAUGUACAUAUCUUCAAUACCCCAGUACCCCAAGAUGCUUCCACAACAGCAGCAUUGCUAAUUGAUGUCAGCCGAAAUGUUUGUUUACAACUACCUAAUGUUAGAAAAGUAAGCAUGUGGUCUGACAAUGCUGGAUGUUACAAAAGCACGUUGACGAUGGCACUACUGCAUCAGGAGCUUGGGGACAAAAUCAAAGUAUAUCACUUCUGCGAAGCUCAAGAUGGGAAAGGUCCAUGCGACAGAAAAGCUUCACACAUUAAAUCAGCAAUAAAACGUUAUGUGAAUGAAGGCAAUGAUGUCACAAAUGCUCAUCAAAUGAAGCAGGCUAUUGAUUCAAAGCAACAUGGGGAGUACAAAGUGAAAGUUCUUUGUCCAGUAAUCAAUACUGAUGCUGAGAAACUACAACUCAAGAAUAUCCCAGCUAUUUCAACAUUGCAUAAUUUCGAAUUCACCGAUACAGGACUUACUGUAUGGAGAGGAUAUGCAACUGGUCCAGGAAAAUUCAUUCCAUGGAACAAUAUAGGUGCAAACAGGAUUGCUACAGUGCAGUUUAUUAUACAGGAUGACUGGACAGAUGUGGCAUUCACACCAUUGAAUUCUGAAGUGGUUUCUAAUGGAGAUGAAGAUGAAGGAGAAGAAAAUACUGAUACAGAUGAGCCAAUCCCAAAGAAAAGAAAAGUACCAAAGAGAGUAUUCCAGUGCCCAGAAGAAGGAUGUACCCGCCUCUUCAGAUUUUCUUCCUCACUUGAUCAACACUUGCUAUUGGGAAACUGUGAUUUAAGGGAAGAGAAACUCGGCCUUAAAGACAAAUCUAUGGUCAUGUAUGCCAAAAAACUUGAUACAGGAAGUCUCGGGAAGUCUUAUACCAAACAGCUUGAAAGUAGCAAAGUUGGAGUUCCUGCUUUAAAGUGUGGCUGGGCAUUAAAAGUAAAGAAGCCAAAAAUACCCUUCACUGACGACCAGAAGGCAUUUAUGCAGGAAAAGUUUCUGAUAGGAAAAACAUCUGGAAGGAAAGAAGAUCCUUCAAAAGUUGCAGAGGAAAUGAGGUAUUCCGUGAGAAACGGGACGAAAAGAUUUUCAAAAGAACAAUACCUCACAUCACAGCAAAUUGCAAGCUACUUCUCAAGAAUGGUGCAGAAAGACAAAAAAAUGGACCAAGAUGACCUUAUAGCUGCUAAUGCAAACAGCAAAUCAUUUGUCUUGAAACAAGAUGUGUUGAAAGAAAUUGCAAUUUAAAAGAAUGAAUGUGAAGUAAAACAUACUACCGUAUCCACUCACCUAUAACGCAGCUGUAUAUUUUGUUCGUUCGUUUUUUUUAAAUUUAUUUACCAACAUUCACUGCAGUGCAAAAAUGUAAAUCCAUGCACAUAUAUGUUAGUAUAAUUUAUUAUAGUAGAUUACGUAUUUCCUCUUGCACUAACUUUCUUGUUAAAAUUGAGUUCUUUCCACUCUUGUUGAUAAAGCAGCAUUCAGGUUUUUUUAAACUUAUCAACUAUGCACAUAUAUAAUGAACAUCUUUUUUAAAUAACUUCCUGAAUUUUGGUUUCAAUUGUAUAUAUAUUAAUCUGGCUUAUUUGGAUUCACAUUCUCUCCAACAUGAUUUUGAAUUGAAAUCAACUUCAUCAUUGAUUACAAAAAAUAAUUCCACUUUCAUGUUUGGAUUCCUAUAUAUGGGUAAUUAUGCGAUAAACUCUGUAGUACAAGUGAUACAGAUGGAUAUUUAUGUACAUCUAAAUGAUUUCUAGAAAGAUGAUGAAAGGGGUGCAGUGUUUCAUAGACCUUCAUUAUUAUGUUGAUGUAUUUUGACAUAUAUAUAUAUAUAUAUAUGUAGUUAUGUGUAUUUUUUUGUCCAGUUGUUUGUUUGUUCCUUUCUUUCUUGUUUGACAUACAUGUAUGUAUCAAACCAUUGACUUGUUUCAUUUUAGCUGUAUUCUAAAAAUGUUCAUACACUAUAGUAGUAAGUUAUUUAUUAGAUAUUAGUUGUUGUGAAUGAUGAUAUGUUUGAAAGUUUCCAUUCAUUUCUAAUGGAAUUGAUCAGCGUCUGUUGUGAUAACAAUUGAACACUAAAACUACUAUUACAAUUGUUUUCAAAUUCUCAAGUACAUGUACCACCAAAACUUGACCAAUUUCCAAAAAUAUCCUAAGGCUUCUCUACAACAUCUCAUCUGUAAGAAAAAAAUCAUUGCAUAUCCAUGUAGUGCAGAAAGGCCUUUACCAAAAUUGUAAAUUUCAUGAUUUUUGGGAGAGAGGUUUUAACUCCAGGUGGGGCAAAACUGGGUAUAUAGUGUUUAUGUGUAAAGCAUUUCAAUAACAUCAUCUUUGGUGUUAUUGAUACUAAAUUCUGAUUGAAUAGAUCUAUAUUUAAAAGGAGUAGGUAUGCUUUACCAAAAUUGUAAAUUUGAUGAUCAAAGGACACGGUUUUGGUUCUGGGUGGGGCCAAAAUUAUUAUAGUUACCAUUGUGUUUAACAACAUCAUAUAAUUUUUUUAUUUCAACAUGAUGAAAAGUUUUGGGACAUUGUUUACCAUCCAUAUUCAUUAUUUCCUUAUAGAAAAUGUAUUAAUUAGUUGUGUGAAAAAGAAUAACAAGUUCUUCCUGCUCAUUAACAUUACAGACAGAAUUCAUGAAGUCAGCUUAGCACUUUUCGGUACUUUCAGUACUUUGAUUUUUAAAUAAUAAAUGUUCAAAAAAUAUUCAUUUACCCAUAAAAGUUUUCAGACAAUAACAUAUAGCAUGAUAUCUUCUUUCUUUUAUUAUAACACAACAUUUCAAUAUCAGUGUGGAACGAUGAUAAAUUUGAGCAUCAAAAGGGUCAUUUCAACCACUUUUUUUAUUUUUGGCACAGUGCCAAAUUACCUAAACUUUAAGAAAUGAUAUACUGAUUUUACUUUACCUUUUUGUAAAAAGUUUUUAUGUUAAUCGGAAGACAUUGUGUUGUAUUUAUUAUAUCUUAUGACAUUUUGUGAUUCCACACGGCAUAAAUAUUAAUGAGACAUAUUAAAAAAGUGCAAAAA